AUUGUAUAUCGGUACGCAGCCGAUGGUCCAAUGAAAGAAUUUCUUUUCCAAAAAUGAAAUUCUCUCAUCAUUGGACCGUCGGCUGCAUUGCGACAAACGACGUAUUGUAGAACCGGCUUAAGCUUCCCAUUAAACUUGACAAUCAACCCUUAAACUUGAAGAAUUAAAAAGUAAAUUGUUAUAUAUAAGUAUUGUUAAAUAUGACCUUUAUGUUACGAAUGUAUGUAUUUAACCAAAAAAAGCUUUUUUUAAAAGAUUUUAAUCAUUUAAAAUUUGGUCUGACUUGUAUCACACAUAACGAUUACAAUUUUAAGAAAUAUUCUUCACCACAUGAUGUAAAGUUCUUUCAUAAUAUAAAUUCAGUCCUCCAAGGGUAUCAGAAAAAUAUAGAUAAAACUGAAAUUUAUUAUGGACCUUUAGCAAGACAAAUUAAAGCUCUCAAGCUUUUUUCAUUAUUAACCUCAUGUGGAGGCUUGAUGAUUCAGCCGAUUCUUUACACAAAGGCUGUGGAGAAUGAUAACAUAGGAGUUGUUUUAGGAAUAUUUGCAUGCAUUGGAUUUUUUGCUAUAACCACUCCCUUAUUAAUACAUAUGAUAACGAAAAAAUAUGUGACGCAUCUAUAUUAUGAUGCAAAAGAAGAUAAAUACAUUGCAAACACUUAUAGCUUGUUUGCUCGAACAAAACAGCUCACAUUUACACCGCAGGAUGUAGUAGUGCCAGAUGUCACUGGAAUGUUUACAAAUUGUGUUAUAAAGAAUACCCCAUUAUUUUUAGAACAAAGCUUUUUCCAUGACUCUAGUCAUUAUAUUCGUAUAAUGGGAUAUGAUAAACCAAUAGAUUUUAAAUUAAAUAAUCAAACAGUCACAAUGGACUGUAAAGAUGAUAAAAAUAAAAAAUAAUUCCAAAAUAA
Messenger RNA from Monomorium pharaonis (pharaoh ant), 910 nucleotides. Its product is annotated as transmembrane protein 70 homolog, mitochondrial. The transcript has 3 exons. The record is from RefSeq and is a predicted model, not a curated record. Gene Ontology annotation, biological process: mitochondrial proton-transporting ATP synthase complex assembly. Lineage: Eukaryota; Metazoa; Arthropoda; Insecta; Hymenoptera; Formicidae. The coding region runs from base 201 to 899 and encodes 232 amino acids. Gene Ontology annotation, cellular component: mitochondrial membrane.